This is a messenger RNA of Procambarus clarkii (red swamp crayfish), 1320 nucleotides long. Lineage: Eukaryota; Metazoa; Arthropoda; Malacostraca; Decapoda; Cambaridae. The record is from RefSeq and is a predicted model, not a curated record.
GCUUCUUCUCAGGUUGACUCUUAUCUCCACUUCUCUCUCCACUUCAUAUUUCUACUGACCGACAAACAUGAAGGUUCUGCUGUUUACUGCCCUGCUGGGAUUGGCCAUCGCUGACAAGCGACCUUCAAAUAGUUACGGAGCCCCAAAUGGAGGUUUUGGUAACGGAUUUGGAGCUUCUAAUGGAGCUCCAAGCAAUGGUUACACAGCUCCAGGAACCAAUGGCUUCGGAACAGCUGCAAGUAAUGGAAACGGUGCAGCCUCAGGUAAUGGGUUUGGACAAACUUCAAGCAACGGGUUCGGAGCUGCCCCAAGCAAUGGAUACUCAGCUCCCCCAAGUAAUAGGUACGGUCCCCCGACAGGUUCCUAUGGACUAGAUGCCGAGCUGGUUGCUCUGCAGGAGAACAUCCCCGGUGGUGGCGUCCCCGGGGAAGAUUACCCUGUCUUGGCUUCUCCACCAGACACUGACUUCUCCUGUGACGCCCAGGCAGUGGCUGGCUAUUACGCCGAUACCGACCCUGAGGCCCGUUGCCAGGUGUUCCACAUUUGCCAGGACCGCGCCGUCAGACGCCAGAAGGACUCCUUCCUGUGCCCCAACGGUACCAUCUUCAACCAGCAGUACCUGGUGUGCGACUGGUGGUUCAACGUUGACUGUUCCCAGGCUGAGAACUUCUACUCCGUCAACGAACUCAUCGGCGUCGUCCCCGACGUUGGCUAUGGUUAUGGUCCCGCCACCAACGGCAUUAGCAACGGUAAUGGUAACGGUGGCAGUUAUGGAAAUGGCAAUGGAGCCAACGGAAACGGAAGGAACGGAAAUGGCGUAAAUGGAAGGAACGGUAACAAUGGUUACGGUUCCAACGGCAAUGGAAGAAAUGGAAAUGGUGCUGGUAACGGCAAUGGCAACGGUGUGAAUGGGAAUGGUGCCAGCAACGGAUAUGCUAAUGGUGCCAACGGUAACGGAAGGAACGGAAAUGGCGCAAAUGGAAGUAACGGUAACAAUGGUUACGGAUCCAACGGUAAUGGAAGGAAUGGAAAUGGUGCCGGUAACGGUAAUGGUGCCAAUGGCAACGGUGUGAAUGGGAAUGGUGCCAGCAACGGAUAUGUUGCUCCAUCUGCUCCCUCCGCUGCCUAUGGAACUCCAUUUUAAAAUGUCCUUCUUUGUCUCAUGUCUUCUGUCACUUGACUUUCUCUCUGCUACAACGAUUCGACUCAGAAACGAACGUCGACUUAAGCUAACUUUUGUAUAAAUAUUUAUAAGAAUUAUAUUUUUAUGUUUAGUCAAAGAUUGUCAUUAAUUAUAUAAUAAAAAUUUUGAAUCCUGAA